Messenger RNA from Amoebophrya sp. A120, 3305 nucleotides. The record is from the annotation of a GenBank genome assembly. Lineage: Eukaryota; Dinophyceae; Syndiniales; Amoebophryaceae.
UUUAGCUAGUAAAUAAAAAUUUCAAGCGAUAUAAUUUUCAGUACCAUCGGCCGCAAGAUUUGCGUUUUUUGAGACCAGUUUUAGCGAUUUAAAUCGAAGAUGCCUGAGGUCGUGGUUUCCCUGCGGCACGACGAUGUUGAGGAAGUUGCACCGUACUAGACAUGCGUCUGGACGUGCCUGUCAUGCAGUCACCAGAAUGGAAGGACGACAAGAUCAAGAACCAGUAUCAUGCCUCCGAUAGGUGCAGCGGCACGGUCAGUAACGAAGCUGCUGCUACCUGCAACAGGUGACUCUGUACUAGACUCCGCUAUUCGACGAGAUCAAGACUGGAGUGGUUCCAUCGAAGCCGGUGCCGACCUCUCUAGUUUUUGAUGUCAGCCAAUCGCAUCGAGGACUUGCCACGUUCACGACAUCCUGAGUGGAGUCGCUGGUAGAAGAAGUUGUUCGACAACUUUAUCGACUACUCGUUACCGCAGGCAUCUUAAUCUACCGACGACGGUGGGGGUGCGGAAUAAAGCUCGAAUUGCCUCGGCGAGCGAAGACCACUCAUCAAGGGAGCAGCUGAGUAGAACGAGCUCCAUGCCGUUGCUGCUGGGUAGAGGAAGUUUCGCUGCUGAACAAACUCUUCGGCUGUACAACUACUGUGCCUGCUGAGUGUUGUAGAAGUACUAAAACCCAUCUUCGGCGCGGGCACCAUCGUCCUGGUCUUUCUUGGAUACCAUCACCUCCACCGCGACCCAUCAUGAACAAGCUGCGGGAGGAGGUGCUCCUCAAGAUCGAGGAGAUGGGCCUGCUGCUCUCCAAGGAGCUGCGGGACCGCGUUGCCGAGGAGCGGGCGCUGCGCAAGCAGACGCUGGCCGACUUUGAUCUGAAGAUCCGAGAAUUCAUCAAGUCCGUCUCGGCCAGUCAGAGCAGCCUGGUCGCGAAAUUGUCGAAGAAGGUAACGCAGUUGGCAAAGGACACCGAGGAGUCGGAAAGGGGCUGGAAGCAAGGUAAGAGAACAAUAUGGAUCUACUACACAUAAAUUAAUACCUAGUCGGUGGACGGUUUGUAUAGGUAAAGAAGAAGAUGUUAAUAAAAGUCAAAGCCAGUUGUAUCUCUAUCUGUAAAUAGAACGUCGUAAAAAUUUAUUUCUGCAAUAUACAUAUCGAAUGAUUGACCCCCACAGGUGUCGGCUCUGUUGCCAACGUGAUUCGUUCGCUGCAGCCCGCACUAGACAAGGAAAUCGCGACCCGAACCGCGAACGAGGCCAAAAUGAAUCGGAAACUAGAGGAGAGCAUGACGGCCAUCGCGACGGAAGUGGAGAUGGUCACGGGGAAGGCGUUUCAGCAAAUAGAGGACCUGGGGCAGAAGGUCCAGGGCAUGCAGAAGAAAGUGGAAGGUACAGAACUAGUUGGAGGUAAAAACAACGAAUGUGUUUUAAAAGUACUUUUCGUCUUAUAACGCGUGCUGGAGGGCUUUCAUGGCUCUCGUGCUCGUGGUGUUGCUGUCCCAAGUAAAUGCCAGGUACCCAAGAAGUAGAGAAAAAAAUCAUCAAAAUUUGAUGAUUUUUUUUAUCUAUACGUUGCAGCAAACUCCACUACCACUUGUAUCAGAGCUCGCGCACCGGCAAUUCACACUCGAGAACACGGUGAAGACCGACAUCGAGAGAGCGAAAGUCGAGAUUCUGCAAUCCGUGAUGGCGGCCAUUGAGGAGGAGAGGAAAGCGCGACAAGCGCUCGAAAAUUCCAUGCGGGACAAGGACAUGGAAUCGCAGCUGAAUCAGCAGCGGUUGUCGGGACAGCUAGACAACAUCCAGACGCGAGCGGAGCAGGAAGCGGAGCAGCAUGCGCAACGGUUGAAAGAAGCCGACACGAAGCAGAGCGAGGCACUCAACAAGCUGAAGGACCUCACGCAGCAGGCCAUGCAGAGGAGUGAGGAAGACAGGUGCUUACUGAUCUGAAGGACUUCUAAAAUGCGAUUUUUGUCAUGCGGUAGACGCCUAGGCAUAGGCGUUUGAUUCCGUCAUGCAGAAUUGAACAAGUACUUUGAGGAAAUUCAAAAUUUUCUCAAAAUAAAACAGGGAGCGCAAGAUGAAGGACCAACAGGACUACAUGCAGAAAUUUGUCUCUGACAACUUCACAUCUUCCGACCAGAUGAAGAAGCAGGUGGACUUUUUCCAGUCGGAGCUGAACGAAAAGGGCGACUGGAUAGAGCGGGCGGAGCGGUCCUGGCAGAGCAGGCUCGAAGAGGAGGGGGACUUGCGCCGGCAGGACUACAAACAGCUGGAGACCUACCUUUCGACCAGGAUAAAAGAAGUGGCCGGCGACGUGAAAGUUUUGCUCGACGCCAUGGAGCCACAGCAAGUUGUAAACCAAAAGGCGGCGGAGACCGAACAGUCAACCAACGCGAAUAAAAAACAAGUAUAAAUGGAAUUUAUUAUUUCGUGAUUCUUUUCUUGCAUGCAGACCAAGGUCUUUUUGUUCACAUGCGCCGUUGGGACCACAGGUACGCCUAUGGGCGCAAUUCCUGGUUGUUUUGUGCGCAUGAUAUGUACGAAGUGCUGUUUAAGAAUAACCAACAAACUAGAUUCGGGACCUGUGGACCUCGCUAGAGGGUGUCCGCGGAGAGUUUGGCGAGUUUGCGCAGGAGCAGAAAAUGGUGCUGGGCUUCUUGGACACACAACAGAAGAUACGGCUAGAGAAAAUGUCUUUUUCACAUCGCUUGUGCGUCGCUCUGGCAUUCAUUCUGUUUUGUAUGCAUAACCGUAAGAUCACUGACAGUGUUAGGAUACCGGGGCGGAUCAAGAUCAUGCCCCGCUGCGUAUUGGGAGGGGGAAGGGUGAUCUUGAUAGAAGAACUUGGAAAAAGAUGUUCUGUAUACGAAAGCGAUGUUGAAGAUUUUCCCCGGCGAUAGAAGACGAAAUUCGGAAUCUUGCAAAAGGACGUGUCGAACCUGCUCACGUUAUACGGGACGACAGACCGACCACAAUAGCACACGGGAAAAAGAGGUUUGCUUGGAACAGCACACUGCGAGCUUUUUUUUGUACUUGUUUAUUUAUACUCCUGGCCCUGCUGUGAAGUAGAGGAUAUGAAGAAUCAAUAGCAUCGAAAAAUUUUACACCAAUUACACGUAGUGCUUCUGAAGCUGCUUGUGGACAUUGGCUUCAGGACCACACUGUAACUCACAAGAGAAAUAAUUAAGACUCAAUCAACAAAUGCAAGUCGAAAUGCAAAUUUUGCACAUCGCAAAUUGAAAUGAAAGAAUAAAGCGUGAAGCGGUGAUAAUUGCCGAACUGCUACGACGGAAUCGACACGGAUAUUUUG